This is a messenger RNA of Coregonus sp. 'balchen', 7167 nucleotides long. Lineage: Eukaryota; Metazoa; Chordata; Actinopteri; Salmoniformes; Salmonidae. The record is from the annotation of a GenBank genome assembly.
AUGAUGCCAGGCAAUGGGAGUUCCGAGGCGGGAUGCAGCAGGGCAGCGACACGCAGCUACUCCAACACCAGCUGCAGCCAGACGGAGCUGUCCAUCACCGCCUCCGCCAUUUCCAUGACCGUGGGCAUCAUCUCCAACAUCCUGGCUCUCUGCAUCUUGGUCAAAGCCUACCGCCGCUUCCGCCUCAAAUCCAAGGCCUCCUUCCUGCUGUUCGCCAGCGGCCUGGUGGGCACCGACCUCCUGGGCCACCUCAUUAACGGCUCCCUGGUGCUGUACGUCUACGCUUGCAACAGGAAGUGGGAGACCUUUGACCCGCACCACAUCCUGUGCGGUCUCUUUGGGGUGUCCAUGGUGUUUUUUGGUCUGAGCCCCCUGCUCCUGGGCAGCCUCAUGGCGGUGGAACGCUGCAUUGGUAUCACCAGGCCCCUGUUCCACUCCACAGUCCUGGCCGCCCACCACAUGAAGAGGCUGCUGGGGAUGACCUGGCUGCUAGCUGCCCUGGUGGCCCUGCUACCUGUGCUGCUGUGGAGACCCUACCAGGUGCAGCGCUCCCAGAGCUGGUGUUUCUUCCGCGUGGAGGGGCCCCGCGACUGGCUGAACGUGGUGCUCCCACUGAUCUUCUCCACGCUGGGCCUCCUGGCACUGCUGGUGUCCAUUGUGUGCAACACCUUGACCAGCUGCACCCUACUGCAGUCCAAGCUGCGCUGCCACCGCCAACGUCGCCGCAAGGACACCUCCCACCACUUUGAGAUGAUCUGCCAGCUCUUGACCAUCAUGCUUGUGUCCUGUGUGUGCUGGGGCCCUUUAUUGGUAAGGCUUCUUCCUCCUCUUUUCCCUGGGUCUUAUAAGCUCUUAUCUCUGGUAUGUCUGUUAAGCAGUGAUGAAGAACUCACUUUCACCUCAUCUCUGCCAACAGUCCUCUGCAUUGGUGGAGUCUGCCAAGAUUCCCACAGCAAGCCAUUUGUUCUUCUACUUGGAAUGCUUACAAAUCCUUUCAAAAGGAAAGAGAGCUAUUUAAACCUUUGAAGAGAUGCUCAAGAUGUUUAAUAGGGCACAGAUUUUUGACCUGUUUGGUAUUUUGUGCUUUUGACCCUUGUCAAUUAGGGCAGUUUUCUGGCAUAUUAUGUCCUUCUUUUCUCCCAGUACUUUGUGUAGUUACUUUACAUCCAUUUCAAUGACAUUUGUUUUUGACACCCCUUUUUAAGAGAAAAAUAUGGUAUGCAGCCAAAGUAGAUGUGAGAGCAACACAAUAUGCUGUGGGAAACUGAUGAGUCUUAUUGUAAUAACUAAUCCUCCUUUGAGAACGUUUUUAUUUAUAUUCCUGACAUUAAUCGUAGACCAGGUUUCUUAAAAUUAAAAGGACAGUAUAAUAACUUACAUUAAGAUGGAUCGUUAACACUUGAUGAGAAGGCUUGUAAGGGAAGGUCAAACAAUAUUGUUUAUUCUCUGGCUAGACAUAUUUCAUUAGACCUACAUUAAUAAGAUGUUUAGGGAGCGUUCAAAAUGUACGCAUUUGUUACCCGGAGGAAAAUGGGGGAGGGUCAACAUUUUUACAUUUCAGUCAGUGGGAGGGUUAAAAAAAUGUUUGGUCCAAGGGAGGUAAUGUAAUUUGUCAUCGAUUACAUUUCAGUUAUUGUCAGCAUUUUGUUUAACUUUGGUGUACCACCCUGCUCGCUCGCUCUCUCUCUCUCUCUCUCUCUCUCUCUCUCUCUCUCUCUCUCUCUCUCUCUCUCUCUCUCUCUCUCUCUCUCUCUCUCUCUCUCUCUCCGUCUCUCUCGCUCUCUCUCUCUCUGUCUCUCUCUCUCUCUCCCUCUCUCAUUCGCCUCUCUGAGCCCGGCUGGAUGGGCAUUCCACUUUCACCUUUCCAUUGGCGUGUAGAGUAUCUGGCGAAUCAAAUAGCGCUUGUAGUGAUGAUGUAGGGAGCUAGCGCACGAGAAGAACUGUGGUAGAAACAAAUCUGUGGUUUAUUGCUGCAUUCAAAACAACUCGGAACUCAGAAAUCUCAGUCUUGCGACUUCAGUGUGUUCAAGACAACUGGGAACUUGGAAAAAAACGAGCAACUACUGGCAAAAAUCACUUUGAACGGUCAUACAACUUGGAAUUCCAAGUCGGAAAACUCUGGCAUCUUUCUAGAACUCAGACAUUCCGACCUGAAAAUCACUGAUCUUGUGAUAUGAUCUUGUUUUUCUUUUGAGUUCCCAGCUGUCUUGAAAGCACCAAUGAACAACAACAAGCAUGGCAUCACACAAUUACACAAGGACCACAGCACGUGAAAAAAAGUUAUCUUCACAAUAAUUUAAGGAUUUCUUUGCAGUCUCUGUCCGCUGAAGAGAGUCUAGAAAAGUUCAUUUGAAUUGUGAAGUCUAAAGGAGAUGGUUCUUAAAUGUGGAAAAAAGUUAAUGGAUUAAAUUGGGUGUUGGAGGGCUUUGCUGCUGCCGAAUGGGGAGGACAACAGUCCAUGUGGAUGGCUGGACUAUCUGUAUGCCUGUAUGCCUAAGAGUUGUUCUCCUUUUUCUAGCGAUAUGUUUAUCCUAGGCUUUCUGUCAUUUCAUAAACUUAAAUAUAUAUAUAUAUAUAUAUAUAUAUAUAUAUAUAUAUAUAUAUAUAUAUAUAUAUAUAUAAAUAUAUACACCACUGUGUAAUUUCAUUGGGUAGGCCUAUAGGCUAUUCACUGCAGUAUUAUUCCUAAUAAUUCCUCUUUAGCUCUUGGAGUCCCAGGAAACGCUAGACUAGGCUUACAAUAGCUCAUUGUACACUUACUUCAAGCAUUUUAUUUUCUACUGAUCGAGGAAAGAUUUCAGCUUGCUCUUGCUUGCUGAAUGUAAAAUACAGAAACCAAAAGAACUGGCUUUGAGUUUGAAAGGAGAGAAAGAGAGGUCUCGAUGGUGUGAUUCAAAUGCACCAUAUGAGUAGCCUGCUAAUGUACCUUUCUGAACUUUGUAAACUGUCUAAGAUAAAUCCAUAACUGAUCUAAAUGGUUGCAUUAUCAGGCUUAGGCUGUAUGCAGUUAUUUCGGCAUGAAGCAUUCAAAACAGGACGUUUGAGCGGUUAUUCAAAUUAGCCUACAUCACUGCAGUUUACAGCCCUAGCCAGCAAUUGUGUAGGACUACACACUUGAUAACAAUAAUACAUUCCUAAUUGCACUGUGUUGUUGUAGCCUAUGGGUAGAAUAAUGUUGUCUGAAAACAUGGGCCUAAUUAAUAGUGGAGCUUUGCAUGCCCGACUGCCCGGGGACUGCAGAGCACAGCCUGGAGGUGUCACACCCUGGCUCUGGGACUCAUUAUGUUGAGCCAGGGUGUGUUCAUUCUAUGUGUGUAUUUCUAUGUUGGUAAUUCUGUUGUGUUUAAUUCUAUGUUUGCCUGAGUGACUCCCAAUCAGAGGCAACGAGUGUCAGCUGUUGGCUGGUUGUCUCUGAUUGGGAGCCAUAUUUAAACUGUAUGUUUUUCCCUUUGGGUUUGUGGGUUUUUGUUCCGUGUUCGGUCAUUGAUACCGUGGACGUCACGAGUCGUUUCUUGUUUUGUGUUUAAACUUUAACUAAUUAAAGUAUGUUUGUUCAUCACGCUGCGCCUUGGUCUGUUCCAUAUGACGAUCGUGACAGAAAAACCCACCAUGCAACGACCAAGCAGCGUGUCCCGGGGCAGCCCUUGGGCUGGACAUGGGAGGAAGCGCCGGGAAAGGCCCUGGCGAAAGAGGAGCAGCGUGUCCAGGAGCAGGCAGCCUGGACAUGGGAGGAGAUAUUGGACGGUAAAGGGUCCUGGACUUGGGGGGAAAUCCUGGCCGGGAUGGAUCGCCGGCCAUGGAGUGAGACAGUGGAGAGGCGACGGAGAGAGGAGCAACGGCGUGAUCAGGGUCGUCGUCGGACGGUCGUGAGGCAACCCCAGAAAAUUUUUAGGGGGGGGCACACGGCAUGGACGACGGGGCUGACGGAGCAGAAAAGGGGGCGGAUCCAGAAGGCCACCAGGCCAGGGGUACACCGCCCUGUACGUCCUGUGCGGAUGCCUCACACAGAGUGUGUGAGGGUAGGCAUUCAGCCAGGACGGGUUUGUGGCCGCUCUUCACUCCAGGCCUCCUAUCCGUCUCCACAGCCCGGUCGGCCUGUCCCUGCUCACGCACCAGCCGGGUGACCAAGCUACGGGUGCGUCGAGCCCAGCCAGUCACCGCCUGUCCCUGUCCAGCUCACCAGCCUACGGUGUGCGGUCGCAUACCAGCCGACCGUGUCCUGCUUCACCCCAAGCCUACGGUGUGCGUCGCAGCCAGCCCGGUCCUGUCCCUGCUCCACGCACCAAGCCUACGGUGUGCGUCGCCAGCCCAGCCCGGACCUGUCCCUGCUUCCACGCACCAAGCCUACGGUGGCGUCGACAGCCCGCCCGGCCUGUUCCCUGCCACCGCACCAAGACUACGGUGUGCGUCGCCAGCCCGCCCGGCCUUGUUCCUGCUCACUCGCACCAAGCUACGGUGUGCGUCGCCACCCGCCCGGCCUGUUCCUGCCACUCGCACCAAGUCUACGGUGGCGUCGCCAGCCCGCCCGGCUUGUCUCUGCCACCGCACCAAGUUACGGUGGCGUCGCCAGCCCGCCCGGACCUGUCCCUGCCCACGCACCAAGUCUACGGUGCGCGUCGCCAGCCCGGCCCGGCCUGUUCCUGCCACUCGCACCAAGUAUACGGUGCGCGUCGCCAGCCCGGCCCGGCUUGUUCCUGCCACUCGCACCAAGUAUACGGUGCGCGUCGCCAGCCCGGCCCGGCCUGUUCCUGCCACACGCACUAAGCCAGGGGUGCGAGAAGUCAGCCUGGUAAGGCCCGUUCCUCCUCCACGCACCAAGCCAGGGGUGCGAGUCGUCAGCCUGGUAAGGCCCGUCCCUCCUCCACGCACCAAGCCAGGGGUGCGAGUCGUCAGCCUGGUAAGGCCCGUUCCUCCUCCACGCACCAAGCCAGGGGUGCGCGUCGUCAGCCUGGUAAGGCCCGUUCCUCCUCCACGCACCAAGCCAGGGGUGCGCGUCGUCAGUCCAGCACAACCCGUGCCUGGGUCAACUGCUCCACUAUGGAGCUGAAGCUAACCGCUCCUGCUAAGUCCAGUCCUGCUCCUGCCGGCGGGGCCAGACUGGACCAGGGGCGCUAUGGGGGGUGUAUUGGAGGGUGGUGGUCAAGGCCGGAGCCAGAACCGCCGCCGAGGAGGUAUGCCCGCCCAGCCCUCCCCUGUUUUGUUCAGUUGAGGCGCGGUCGCAGUCCGUGCCUUUAGGGGGGGGUACUGUCACACCCUGGCUCUGGGACUCAUUAUGUUGAGCCAGGGUGUGUUCAUUCUAUGUGUGUAUUUCUAUGUUGGUAAUUCUGUUGUGUUUAAUUCUAUGUUUGCCUGAGUGACUCCCAAUCAGAGGCAACGAGUGUCAGCUGUUGGCUGGUUGUCUCUGAUUGGGAGCCAUAUUUAAACUGUAUGUUUUUCCCUUUGGGUUUGUGGGUUUUUGUUCCGUGUUCGGUCAUUGAUACCGUGGACGUCACGAGUCGUUUCUUGUUUUGUGUUUAAACUUUAACUAAUUAAAGUAUGUUUGUUCAUCACGCUGCGCCUUGGUCUGUUCCAUAUGACGAUCGUGACAGGAGGAACGCACAGAUCGGCCAUUUCAUAAUCUGUUAGCUUAACCUUUUUUUCUUGCACUUUGACUGGUACAUUUUUAAUAUUUAGCUAAUGAGUGGCCUAAUAUCUAGCUAAUAUUUAGCUAAUAAGUGGCCUAAUAUCUAGCUAAUAUUUAGCUAAUGAGUGGCCUAAUAUCUAGCUAAUAUUUAGCUAAUGAGUGGCCUAAUAUCUAGCUAAUAUUUAGCUAAUGAGUGGCCUAAUAUCUAGCUAAUAUUUAGCUAAUAAGUGGCCUAAUAUCUAGAUAAUAUUUAGCUAAUAAGUGGCCUAAUAUCUAGCUAAUAUGUGGCCUAAUAUCUAGCUAAUAUUUAGCUAAUAAGUGGCCUAAUAUCUAGCUAAUAUUUAGCUAAUAAGUGGCCUAAUAUCUAGCUAAUAUGUAGCUUCUUCGGCUACACAACUCUAGCGCCUCUCUUCCAGCUGUUCCCAUGUGCAGUGGGUUAUAGGCUACGGAAGCUGUACAGUAGGAUGCUUUGAUCAGUUGAUUGACAGGCGUAGGCUACUGUAGAACGACAAACUUUCCUCUAGUGUGGAUGCUCAUCAACGUUUUAUAGUUAUGUAUAAUGUGUCGUUAUAGUUAUCGUCCUUACUGUUGAAGGCCCUUAACGCUUAAAUUGGUAAAUGCUACCCUCUAACGGAUGAAUAUGGUAUGAACUACAGUAGUGGUUCUCAACCACGGGUUGAUUUGAUAGAAAUGACGACUGCAACAUUGAUAGCCUACUGAAAAGGGAUUUCAUAUUCCAGCUAUUUUGUUUAAUGAUCAUUUUGGAGGGGGAGAGUUGCAUGUUUUCUUUUUCAAAUGCUCGGGGAGGGCCAGGUAAAAAUAUAUUUUCCUCAGGGGGAGGGCCAUCCAUUUUCAUUUCAGAGAGGUCCGAUGACCUCCAGGUAUCCCUCAAUAUAAAUAAUGUUCACUCCCUUACUGCCCCUCACACAUCACUGUGUACACAAAACACUAUUACACAUUCUCAAAUCCAGUUUAAUCAUAUUCUAUUCAGCUAUUUCUAGGACAAUUCAAAAAAAAAGUGGUAGUUUAAAUCAAAUCCUUUUUUAUAAUUUUCCCUUGAUUCAAGAGAGCGUGGUAUACUGUAAUAACGCAAUGUGAAGCGUUGAACAAAGCACAGUAAUCAACUAACACUUAUAACAACAAUUAAAAUGGUUCCCUUCAAGUAAUUACAUUCUGUCUCACAUAAUGUCCUAUGUUUACUCUCCUAGGUUAACGUCAUCAUACUGAGCACCCAGGUCCAGGGCGAGCGUGCGUUUGCCCGCCUGCUGCUGGCAGUCCGCAUGGCCACCUGGAACCAGAUCCUGGACCCCUGGGUCUACAUCCUCCUGAGGAAGGCCGUCCUCAAGAAGCUCUUCCUGCUGGUGCACAGCUGCUGGGGCACCAAGUCCCACUCCCACCCCCACACCCUUAACCACUGGAAGUGCAGCCCAGUGAAGGGCUCUGGGGAGACCAGCGGCACCUCCAUCAGCACUAAGCCAGACUUCUUCUCUUUGGAUAGAAAUGUUGGAGGCCUACCAGACACAAUACUUAAGCCCAUCACCUGA